AUGCCUGCCUGUGCCUCUCCCCAUUCCCCCUCCCUGUCCACGCAGCAAGGAGUGGCACAGAGCUCUUCGAAGGACUGGCAAACAAGGAGUGGCGCAGAGCCCUUUCCAUGGAAGGACAGGUUGCGCAUUGCCAGGGGGAGUCUUGAGGGGCUGGCAGCGAUCCACAGGGAGGGAUUCAUCUACCGCGACUUUAAGGCCGCCAAUGUGCUUCUAACGAAGACGCUCGUUCCCAAGGUGGCAGAUUUCGGAUUGGCCAAGGCAUGCCAGGACAGGACACAUGUCACGACGCGAGUGGCUGGGUCGUGGGGCUACAUGGACCCGGACUAUUUUGAGAGAGGAAUCUUAUCGACACAUUGCGACACCUACGCGUUCGGCGUUUUCCUUCUAGAGCUUCUCACCGGGUGCAGUGUGCUGGACGAAUAA
This is a messenger RNA of Closterium sp. Yama58-4, 423 nucleotides long. The record is from the annotation of a GenBank genome assembly. NCBI's taxonomy places the organism in Eukaryota, Viridiplantae, Streptophyta, Zygnematophyceae, Desmidiales, Closteriaceae.